Coregonus clupeaformis (lake whitefish) is the source of this 1515-nucleotide messenger RNA. RefSeq names its product ER membrane protein complex subunit 7b (gene emc7b). Bases 140 to 871 code for a protein of 243 amino acids. Gene Ontology annotation, molecular function: carbohydrate binding. NCBI's taxonomy places the organism in Eukaryota, Metazoa, Chordata, Actinopteri, Salmoniformes, Salmonidae. The transcript has 5 exons. Gene Ontology annotation, cellular component: EMC complex. The record is from RefSeq and is a predicted model, not a curated record.
GUCAGCAUUUCCCAACUGCAGAGGCAACAGACAGCGGAUGCAAAACAUUCACCUGCUCAUCGGCUACAUGAUUUCAGCGAAUCUAUUAUAGUUAUUUACCAAUAGAACACGUACCGUUGUUGAAAUACUGCAAGCAAACAUGUUGCUGCAGGUUAGACUAUCAGAAGUAUGCCUUUUUCUACAGGCUAUGUUUAUUUUAGCGUGCUGUUUCAGUGAUAUGGAUUCGGGGCCUAUCGCGACGGGUGGAUCUGUUCAACCAAACGGAGAUCGUUUCAAAAUCGAGGGUCGGGCAAUCGUUCCUGGGGUGAAAACUCAAGACUGGAUUUCGUCAGCCCGAGUCACGGUAGAGGGAGAAGAGUAUAUAGGCUUCUUGAGAACUGAUGGAAGUUUCGUUGUUAAUGAUGUUCCCUCUGGAUCCUACGUUGUGGAAGUGAUCUCACCUGGAUACAAAUUUGAAGCAGUCCGUGUGGACAUCACGUCUAAGGGGAAAAUGAGGGCCCGCCUGGUGAACUUCAUCAAGACGUCCGAGGUGAUCCGCCAGCCUUACCCACUCCAGUUGAGGUCAUCUGGGCCACACACCUACUUCAUGAAGAGAGAGACCUGGGGGUGGACCGACUUCCUCAUGAAUCCCAUGGUCAUGAUGAUGGUCCUUCCUCUGCUGAUUAUCGUCUUGCUACCUAAGGUUGUCAACACCAACGACCCUGAGAUGAGAAAGGAAAUGGAGCAGUCAAUGAACAUGCUGAACCCCAACCCUGAGCUACCUGACGUGUCUGAGUUCAUGACCAAGCUGUUCUCCGGCUCCAAGGGCUCCAGCAGCAAGGCUGUAGCUGGCAGCAAGGCUAGUGGCCGCCCGGCAGUGAAGAGGAGGUAGUACCAGAAUGUUACAUGCUCCCUGGGUCACCACCCUGGGUCACCACCCCGGGCCUGAGGAACCACUCUUAACUGGUUAUGCCAUGGAAAUGAUAAUAAUACGAUUUUUUUUUUAAUAGCUUUUUCAUUCGUCUGUACAAUUGUUUUUUGAGCAGGUUUUUUUUCCUUGUUUGAAAUACAAGUCUGGUUAUCUGUACGUGAAAUGACUGAGGAUAUCAGAAGGCUUGAGAUGGAUGUUUAUUUGUAUUUGUAUUUUUUUGCACUGCUAACUUCAACUCGAUAUGAAAGAAAGAAAGAUUUUACUCUUUGAUGUUUUGCAUUGUACCUAUGAGUGACUUUGUUAUGCCUGCUUGGUCCCUUCAUGUACUCCUCAUCGUUUAACCCUCGUCUCAUUGGAUAGAUGGGAUACUAACUGUGUCUAACAACCCUCUGGUGUGUACUACUGUUCUGCGGCAUCAGUCGUAUGUCAAUUCUAAUUCUUCAACUACUUGAAUGAGAGCUUAUAUCAAUUUUCAGAGAUGCUCUUCUUUUUCUGAGUUAGGGCCAAAGGUAAUAUGACUGUGAAUGGACUUUAAAAUGUAUUGCAUUUGAAUUAUUAAACAGACUUAUUUAAAUACCAAGGUAAAAUAAAAUAUAGAUGGUGAA